AUGGUUACUUGCGGCAAGGAAGCGACCGCGCUAUCCUUUGCCCCGUCUCCUCCCCUCAGUGCGAGCCCAAAUGGCGGCGCGUCUGAUCGCGACCUCGACGACACUCAGAAAGGACACGGUCCGCAACGAUCACGAUCAGAUUCACCUCCUGCCUCGAUUACCUCGUCACUCGCAGACGCCCAGCCGCACGCGCGAUCCGUCACCUCCAGCUUCACAUCAGACCUUCAGCACGAGCCCGCGAGGCCACUGCGAGCUCUCGCUCUUGGCAGCCACGGUGGUCAGCAAGAGGAGGAACGAAUACAAUCACGCGACGAUCUGGAGAGAGCGUUCUCUCUGAUCCAAGCGUCUCAGCGUGGAUUGCUAUCAGACAGUUCUGAGUCUCUUGAUCGCGUUGCUCUUCAGAUCUCUCCAAGUCGAUAUUUGGAGCUGCGCCAACGGCUGGAAGACCACGGUCUGCUCGAGUACUUUGAUCACGGUGCAUUGCGAUACGAUUGGAAUCCUGAUCGCGGGACUCUUGUCCUCCGGCUGAUGGCCAGUCAUCUGCAUGAGCGCAUGAAGCUGUGCAUCUCCGACGAGAUCAAGACGAGGCUGCGUGAUCUAGCUGCGAGAGAAGGAGAGCUUGCGCGCCAUGCCUCACAUAUUAUUGCCUGCGGUCAUGCAUGGGUACAACUGCAAGGAAACAAGGGCCAAGGCAAGCGAUCUCCAGACGGCCAGUUCUUAUACAUACAAUCAGCCGCACCGCCCGCACUGCGACAGACUACAACGCCACAACUUGUGACAGAAGUUGGCUACAACCAGAAGGCUGAGGACCUGAAACAAUGUGCAAAGGACUACUACGAAUGCAGUGAUGGGAAAAUCAAGACAGUUCUUACCAUCGACCUGCCCUAUGCCGACGCCGCGGACCGCACUGCAGCGUUUUGUCUCUAUCGUGGCCCAAAUCGCAUCUUCAAGAAUGAAGCGUUCCGCGAUGCUCAGGGCCGUACUACCGACUGCACAUUGCCACUGCUCUUGUCCGAUUUCAUUCCAAACAAUGUCCUCAGGCGACUCAGUCCCCAGGUUCGCGCCCAGGUCAAACAGAGCAACCUUGACUUACCAGCACGUCUGCUUUGCGAAUUUUUGGAGGAUAGCGAGCGCCUGCAAGCACAAGUGGACGCUGAAAAGAAGGAGCGGGACGCGCGACCGCCCAAGAAGCGGAAGGCUAUGCAUGUGCAAUGGGAUUCAGACGUCGAAAAGGCUGAGGACGAGGACAAGACGCACAGCAGUGACCCUAGCAGCAGCAGUGGUUCUGACAGCAUGUAUGAUGAUGGGGGACACGCGCUGAGAUAGAGCCUCUUGAGAGACGACGGACGCGAUCUAUAUCACGCAGCAGAGCAGCGUCUACAUGAUGCACAUCAACCCAGUCAUCUUUAUUCUCC
Cryphonectria parasitica EP155 is the source of this 1415-nucleotide messenger RNA. RefSeq lists its product as uncharacterized. The transcript has 2 exons. The record is from RefSeq and is a predicted model, not a curated record. NCBI's taxonomy places the organism in Eukaryota, Fungi, Ascomycota, Sordariomycetes, Diaporthales, Cryphonectriaceae. The coding region runs from base 1 to 1326 and encodes 441 amino acids.